UGUCAGUGCCCAAACUGCACAUACUUGCGGGUUUAUAACCUAUAAUUGUAGUGUUUUUCUUUUAAAAAUAAUUGUUUUGGUGACAUAAACUUAUUAUUUUUCUUUAAUAGCUCAUCAUCUUAAUAAUUAUUGUUUCGAAACUCUAACGAUGGAGACGGCUGAGUUUGAUGCCACUUUAGGUGGAACUGAACAUCUACCAUAUGCGGCAAAUAGUUUUAAAUUUACAGCAUCUAGAAGUGUAGAAAUAGCUGCAUUAUCUGAAAGCAUUUUAAAACCUAGUAAAAAUAAGUUGGUGUUCCAAUCAUUACCGGUGCAUAUGCGACGCCGGGUAAUGAGCCACAACAGUAAGAGACUACCUCGUAGGCUACGAAAAGCGCACUUGGAACAGUUAAAAAAGAGUGGUCAACCUCCGCCACAGAAGCGUCCAUCUAGGAAACACAGACGACGUCCAGCCAAUCUGUUGGAUGAAUACAAUAGACGGCAAAAUAGAAAUGUUUGGUUAGAAACUCACAUAUGGCAUGCAAAGAGGUUUCACAUGACAGAACGUUGGGGUUAUCGCCUUCCAUACGCCCCAUGCGAUAAGGCUUUCAGAGCCUGCUAUAGAGGUAGCUCUGCACACUGUCUAAUGCAAGAUAUAUCUUACUAUGUACCAAUUCAAGUAAAAGGACCAUUAGAUGAAAUCCGAGAAAUGUUUGCAAAGAUUACUAGCAGUCUAUGUGGCCUGAGUAUCUGUGCCAAGGCAUAUGUUAGUGGGUGCAGGCAAGGAAACAUCCAUCUCUAUGGUGUUAAUACUUAUCCAUACAAUUACAUAGGAAAAGUGCAAUUUUUAUGGGUUUCAAGUAACAAUGAUGAUAAAACUCUGUUGCUCUUUGUGCAUCCAUCUCAAGUGAAAGAAGUAGAAUCAAUAUUGUUAGAUAUAAUGCCAGAUCAAGACAUUCUGAGAGAAGAAACUUUUAAAAAGAGAAGAAAAGUAUCCAACAUUGACAUAAAAAUAAUGCCUUCCAGUUUUAACAGGUUUCGUUUAACAGGACCCAAUAGUCAUGCAAUAUUGGUACAAAGCUUGAAAUGCAUAAAUAAUAAGAGUCUGAAAAACGAUAAAUGGAUCUCAAUUCAUGAACCCCAGUACUUACAAGAAAAGGAAGAGUAUUGGAAUUCUAUUAUGAAUGCUGGCUCACCUUCACAGUUACCGCCUAAUAUUGUUGUUGGUUUAGUUGUAAAAGAUCCUCGUUUGAGCCGACCUUCAUACCGCACUAAAGCUAAGCUAAACUCUGACUCAACUAUCACUGUAGACACAUUACUCACAGUGCCAUCUUUUCUGUCAAUCUCUCCACUGUGGGAUGUCAAAAUACAUGAAGCUAUAAAAGAAGAAAGAAUGAGCAACGGACAGUUUAUAAAGCAUGUGACUGAAACUCAAUUGGUUCCUGGUGUGGUAAAUGAAGAUGACCCAGCUUGGCAUAGCAUCCCUAUUGUUCUGAUACAGAGGCCUGGUUCACAGAAAUCAGAAUAUAAAAAAAUUGGAUAUGGCAGCGGGUGGGAUGUGAUAGUACCAUCUGGUUAUGCACUACCCUUUUGGUUGACAUUCAUAAUGUUUGGAGCAAGGUCUGGAGGCUUACGAGAAUCUGAAAGCGUAGCAUUCGAAACUGGGGAAUGUUAUCUACCUCCAGACUCAAAUGCAGGAAAAGGCAAUGAGAAGAGAAUUGAACAGGAAUUAAGGGACAAGUACUUUAGAUUACCACCAAGCAAAAGAGUCAAUUAUAUAAAAUUAGGCAUUAAUAGCCCUUUUAAUUGCCCUUGGAAUAUUUUGCUUAGUGAUUGGAGUAAUCAACAAAUAAAUGAGUACUACAUAUUACGAAAUAGAGUUUUACUCAAUGAUAUACAGGACUGUAUAACAAAAAAAACAAGUUUACCAAAUAUAGAGAAUGCAACAUCGUGUUUAGUACCUGUUUACAUAAAAUUGGUUGAAAAAGGCAGCUUGAAAAAUCAUGCACAAAUAUGUUUACCUGAGUCAAGUGAUCUGAGUAACAUAAAAACAUUAUUUGAACCUCACCACAAUGACUCCAAUGAAAAGAUUAGAAAAUUAAACCGCACUGCACACAUUGAAAAGUUAAAAAAGCUGCGUAAACGUAAUAUGAGACUAAAAAAGAAAAAGUUGCAGCCUGUCCAGAAAAAGGCCCGAAAAGACAUUCGACGACAGCCAUCAGAGUAUGUCUUAAAAACAAGAGAAUUGUGGCUUCCUUCUAAAAUAGAAACAGUGCGCCACAACAAUUCUAGACAAGUCAUGGGUUAUAUUUCACAAGGAGCUUUCAGUUUUACGGAAGCUUGCAGUUGCGGAAUAGGCUACAUAGCUUAUAACGCCUUAAAUACGUUGCUAGAUAGCAAACACAACCAAGUCCUUGUAAGAAAUACUACCUCACGAAAAUAUAGACUUGCCAAUAUACUUAUCACACAAAACGCUUAAUAAAAACACUAUUAAAAAAU
This is a messenger RNA of Trichoplusia ni (cabbage looper), 2478 nucleotides long. RefSeq names its product ribonucleases P/MRP protein subunit POP1 (gene Pop1). The transcript has 4 exons. The record is from RefSeq and is a predicted model, not a curated record. Lineage: Eukaryota; Metazoa; Arthropoda; Insecta; Lepidoptera; Noctuidae. Gene Ontology annotation, biological process: tRNA 5'-leader removal. Gene Ontology annotation, cellular component: ribonuclease MRP complex; nucleolar ribonuclease P complex. The coding region runs from base 149 to 2458 and encodes 769 amino acids.